This is a messenger RNA of Echinostoma caproni, 888 nucleotides long. Lineage: Eukaryota; Metazoa; Platyhelminthes; Trematoda; Plagiorchiida; Echinostomatidae. The record is from the annotation of a GenBank genome assembly.
AUGUUGCAGGUGUCUACCUCGGUGUUUCUGGCUGGAAUCGGACUGUACGGAUCCACACAGAUGGGUGAAUGUCUUCAGGUGUGCGCUAAUUUGGCCCGUUGUACACCGAAACCCGUCAUAUCCGGUGGGGUAAACUCGGUGGGUACACAAUACCACGGGCCUUCCGAACGUUCGACUGAGGCUCGUUCUCCGUCUGAGCAGGGAACGCAGUGUUCGUCCGCGCCACCAUCUCGGUCUGCGGCUCGCGCCAACAGUCUGCUUGAGUUCGCCCGUUUCGACUGGUCCGGUCGACCACAACCAACACGUCGACAACAGGGUCAAGGUCAAACAGAGGAUACAGUGAUUCACAUUCCCAGUGAUUUGAGCCGAGUGGCAGGCGGAAAUACCAGUGCCGAAUCACGAUCAAGCAGUUUCGGUUCGGAUUCCAACAGUCUGGCUGUUAUCCGUACCCAGAUUGAAUCAGACGGGUCCAGUCGGGUGUACGAGAUCUGUUUCUCCUGCCCAGUAAAGAUUGUCCGGAAUAGACGCUAUGUGAUUCACGUCCAAACAUCCCACGCAGAACGUGUCGCCUCAGCUUCCUCUUCAUCCACAGCUAUGAACUCAUCCAGUUUGUACAUUGGUCUGUUUGGACGAGCAGAAGUACGUGUUCCAUGUGGCUCUGACGAGUCUGCUGCCGGAUAUCCCGGUCGGCACGAAAAUACCCGUAAAUCUCGACAUCAUCAUCACCAUCGUGGAUCGAACGAAUCGGCACCACAAAGUGGACCAAACAAACACGGCCAAGAUAACCACGACGUGGUUUUCCACUUCUUCGACAACGCUGAAGGAGUGGAAAACGGAGAAGUGGAUCGUGGAUUUCUCCCGGAGCUUUUGUUCUACACCUGUUCCUAA